CUCCUGCCCAGCCGUGAAAGAGUGCCAGGAAGCCCCGCCCCGCAAGGGAGCCUCCUCCUCCUGCCAUGAUAUCUUCCUCGCCUCCUCUGGCGGGCCUGCCUGCCUGCCUGCCACUGCCGCCAUGGGGGACUCCGGCCUGCUCUCCUCGCCUAGGGUGCGGGCCGGCUGGUUCCUCGCCUCCGCCCUGGCCCUUGUCGCAGCUCUGGGGGUGGCCACGGCCUGGCGUCGCCGCCGGCGGGCUCGUGGAGGGCUGGUGCAGGUGGGGACGGUGUCGGGGCUCUUCAUUUACCCAAUCAAGUCCUGCCGUGGAGUCGCCGUGCAGCGGGCUGAGACGACCCAGCUGGGGCUGCGCUGCGGCGAGAUGCGCGACAGGUGUUGGCUUGUAAUAAAGGAAGAUGGACAUAAAGUGACUGCUCGGGAAGAGCCGCAGCUGGUAUUAAUUUCUCAAACUUGUGAAAGUGGAUAUUUAACUUUGAGUGCUCCAGAAAUGAAGGAUCUUCAUAUUCCCGUAGACUUACCCCCCAAAAAUCCAAUACAGAUUUGCAGGGUGUUUGGCUUUGACAUCCAAGGCAGAGACUGUGGUGAAGAGGCAGCGCAAUGGAUCACAGCCUUUCUGAAUUCGCAUCCAUAUCGCCUUGUUCAUUUUGAAUCAAACAUGGUUCCAAGGAAUGCAAAAGAUAUCAUGGAGCCUUUUCGGGCUAGUGAUAAGAUUGCCUAUCCUGACUGUAGUCCAGUUAUGGUUCUCUCAGAAGCAUCUGUGGAGGAGCUAAAUUCCCGACUGGGAAAGAAAGUUCAAAUGCGUAACUUCAGGCCAAAUAUUGUGGUGACUGGUUGUGGUCCUCAUGAAGAGGAUACCUGGAAUGAGAUUGUGAUUGGAAGUACAGAAAUGAAAGGUGUAAUGGCCUGCCCACGGUGUAUUUUUACAACUCUGGAUCCAGAUACUGGGAUCAUGGACAGGAAAGAACCUCUUGACACUCUGAAAAGCUACCGCUUGUGUGAUCCUUCUGAACAGCAUAUAUACAAAUCACACCCACUCUUUGGGUGGUACUUUGGAAUUGCUAAAUUGGGAACACUUCAAGUUGGAGACCCAGUGUACAAGAUAAUCGGGUGAUACAGCUGCAAUCCAAAUGGAAAUUAAUUUGUGCCUUCAAGUGCCUUUUUGUGAAAAAAAUUAGCUCUCUUUUUUGUAAUGUAUAUUUUCUAUAUUGCAUAAAAAAUCAAAUACUUUUAUGAAAUAUUGUUGUAUAACUUUCUAAAAGGGGUUGGGGUUUGAAGAGGGAGGAUAAGCAAGGCUUUUUGUAUGUUGUACAUUCCUAGUUAGAUUUGAUCUUCAGCUUUUGAAUCAUUGUGAAUGAUCCAACCCCUUUGAAGAAAGGAGUCACAUCACUGGUGAAUUGUUUUUCAUCUUCAGUUUUGCAUAGCCUUGCUCAAAACAGACUACUUGAAAAUACAUUUCACUGAAAUCUAGCACAACUCAUUUGUCAGUUUUCAUCUGCUUUAAGUCAAUAUACUUCAUUCUGACACCACAUCUGUUGGUGUUUGCCACUGUGGUGUCUCUGCACCAGAACCUAUAGUGUGUUGUUCAGAACGAAAAGCUAGUGGGUUUGCAUGUAAGGGAUCUCACCUUGUAGAGCUACGAGCAAUGGUUUUACACCAGCAGUACUUUUGGGCAUCCAUUAUGAGCUAUCCAUACAAUUGAAUCAUGAGUGGAAGAAUGGUGAAGAGAGAAACUGAUGCAUUGCUUCUGCUAAUGUAACAGAACCAUUAAAUGAUGCCUGCCACAGUCGGCAUGAGGAUGAAACUGUUUUGCAACUUAAUUCUUUGAACUUUCUACCAGAUCUAUCAGAAGAGAGGGGGAAACCUUUGUUGAUUUGGAAUAUCGAAUGUUCACAGAGUAGUAUCCUAGUCAUGGAUAAUCAUACAUAUGAAGGAUAUUUGGUAUUCCUAUCCAUUUUUUGCAAUGGAACUAUGGUGAGGAUAACCCUUUUUAUUUCUAUGGGAAAAAAACAAUUCAGUCAAAUAAAGAACCUUUGUAUGAUUUUUAUGCAACUGAAUUGCAAGGUUUGUGCCUGGAAUUCAGCUUACCUCAUUCUUUGUAUUUGUUUUCUGAUGUCCUGAUGAAAGCUCUUGAAGAGAUUUAUGUAACUCUGCUGUAAACUUUUACCUGGAACUUUAUCAUUGUAGCUUUUGUUUGUUAUGGAAGAAUGUGUCCUGAGAGCCGGUCAGUAAAAGAGUUAAUCACACAAUAAAAGCUUUACUGAGUAUAAUAA
This is a messenger RNA of Sphaerodactylus townsendi, 2270 nucleotides long. Its product is annotated as mitochondrial amidoxime reducing component 2-like. The record is from RefSeq and is a predicted model, not a curated record. The transcript is spliced from 7 exons. Gene Ontology annotation, biological process: nitrate metabolic process. Gene Ontology annotation, molecular function: molybdenum ion binding; pyridoxal phosphate binding; molybdopterin cofactor binding. Gene Ontology annotation, cellular component: mitochondrial inner membrane. Bases 122 to 1111 code for a protein of 329 amino acids. NCBI's taxonomy places the organism in Eukaryota, Metazoa, Chordata, Lepidosauria, Squamata, Sphaerodactylidae.